AUGGGAAUCCCAAACAAACCAUUGUUGUUGUUCCUCCUAAUCAUCACCAUCACCUUCUCUUCUCUUCUCACACUCUCCGCCUCCCAUUCUUCCCCUUCCCCAUCCCCAUCCUCCGCCGCAGAUGACGACGAAGAAACCACCGCAUCAUCACCAUCAUCUUCCACCGGAGAAGAAGAAGUAGAAGAAGAAGAGGAAGAAACAGACGCUACUGAUUCCUCUCCAUCUCAAUCUCCCUUGUCGUCGUUGUUCGGAUCCCCCAGCCCGUCUCCCGACCCUGCCUUGAAAUUCUCCUCCAAGUUCCACCGCCGGAUGCAAGAGACCGCGGCGUCCCCGGCGGCGGCCGACCGCUCGUCGAAGCUGGUGGCCCAGCUCUGCGCCGGGACGGAGAACCCGGCCAGGUGCACGGCGUACUUCCACUACUCCAAGUCCGACGACGCGGCGCAGAUCAUCGACGCGGAGCUGGGCACGCUGAACACGCUGCUCAUUGAGGCCAGGUCCGCCGCCGUCAGGGCCCAACAUCAGGGCCGGGCCUCCCCCGACGUGGCCCAUGGGCUCGACGUGUGCGUGGAGAAUUACGACAAGGCCAACGCCAACCUGGACCGGGCCUCCGUCGCGUGCGCCAAGUGCGUGGGCCCCAACAAGGCGACGGAGUGCACGGCGAAGGAGGUCGGGGAGGUGAAGACGAUGCUGAGCGCCGUCAUUAGCAACAUCGGGUUCUGCGACGAGGCCUUCGACGGCCAAGGAUUGCCCCGGCCGCCGACCAAGGCAAUUAACGAGGCCGUGGUUGAGCUGGCUGACUGGUUGUUGGAGUUCUCCAAGAAAUUGGAUGAAUGA
Molecule: messenger RNA, 834 nt
Organism: Linum tenue
Lineage: Eukaryota; Viridiplantae; Streptophyta; Magnoliopsida; Malpighiales; Linaceae
Source: the annotation of a GenBank genome assembly